AUGUCCGCCAACACCACACCCACAGGACAACAAGUCAACGUCCUCUUCGUCUGCCUCGGCAACAUCUGCCGCUCCCCCAUGGCUGAAGGUGUCUUCCGCCACGUCGCCGCGUCACACCCACUCAUCAACAAGAUCGACUCCGCCGGCACGGGCGCCUACCACGCCGGCGAGUCCCCGGACCACCGCACGAUGACCACGCUGCGCGCCCACGGCAUCACCCGCUACGUCCAUGCCGCGCGCAAGGUCACCAAGGAGGACUUUCUGACUUUUGAUUAUGUCCUGGCGAUGGACAAGUACAACCUGCGCGAUCUGCAGGAGACGCGCGAGGCCGUGCUGGCGGCUGCCACCAAGAAAUCCGGCGCCGCCCGCGCCGCUAAGGUGGCCGAGGUGCGCCUGUUCGGGGAUUUUGGUGCCGGCGGCGCCCUGCAUGAGCGGGUGGGCGGGGGCGAGGUGGUGCAAGAUCCGUAUUAUGGUGGAGUUAAUGGGUUUAAGGAGGUUUAUGAGCAGGUUACGCGGUUUUCGAGGAAUUUUGUCGAGUACCUUGAGAAGGAGACGCAGGGAGUGGAGGAGUGA
Aspergillus aculeatus ATCC 16872 is the source of this 573-nucleotide messenger RNA. It is a transcript of the gene ltpA, whose product is annotated as tyrosine protein phosphatase LTP1. The transcript is spliced from 2 exons. Gene Ontology annotation, cellular component: cytoplasm. Gene Ontology annotation, biological process: protein dephosphorylation. The record is from RefSeq and is a predicted model, not a curated record. The coding region runs from base 1 to 573 and encodes 190 amino acids. Gene Ontology annotation, molecular function: non-membrane spanning protein tyrosine phosphatase activity; acid phosphatase activity. Lineage: Eukaryota; Fungi; Ascomycota; Eurotiomycetes; Eurotiales; Aspergillaceae.